Drosophila novamexicana is the source of this 4607-nucleotide messenger RNA. RefSeq lists its product as uncharacterized. NCBI's taxonomy places the organism in Eukaryota, Metazoa, Arthropoda, Insecta, Diptera, Drosophilidae. Bases 117 to 4475 code for a protein of 1452 amino acids. The record is from RefSeq and is a predicted model, not a curated record. The transcript has 8 exons.
GUUGUAAAGCAAGUGAGCUGAAGCAGCGCGCAUCAAUAAAACGGCGUCACAUUUCGUUUCAAAUUCCUUUACAAGAAGUAUAAAUAAACAAUUUGCCGUAAGGCGCAAAACACAACAUGCCGAAAAUAAGUGAGGACACAAUGCGCGAGCUGGAUGACAUUCUGAAUGAGAGCAACCCAGAUGCAAAUCGUUUGACGGCGUUUCUAAAACUCAAAACCGCUCCAAAGCCAAAGGCCACGCCACAGUACGUGCUUGGCGGCUACGAUGUGUCAUUUGAUGUAGACGUCGACUUGAUCAAACUGCCAGAAAAGCAACAACAGCAGCAGGUUCAGUCAAAAGGUACACAGAGAGUGGCUAAGAAACAAGAGCUCCACGAGACAUUUAACCUACCCAUUACAGAAAAUGCGCAGCAUUUGGUGACAGAGUCACAGCCGCAACCCGAAUUUCCCAAUUCGCCGACACGCGAGAAUCUACCACCGCAGCGGCGCUCCCAUAGCGUCUCGCCUGCGCACACUCUACGCUUCCAAGCAACUCGCAGCGAAGGCGCCCUGCCCGAGCCUGAUAAAUUGCGUCGUGUGGCCUUGAACAGACGCUCCCAGUUGGGUGGCCGGCGCGAACUGCAGCAGGAGUUCGACAAUGCUGUAAAUGAGACUCGCAAGACAUCGGGCACCUUUGAUUUUCUGCCCACAGUUAGUAGCACGCCUGCUUCAGAGAAACCAGCAACCAGACAGUCGCCACAGCAACAGAAGGAUCCGCAGCAAUCGCCGCAGCAAUCGUCGCAGCGUAAGCCACAGCGGUUGCCGCAGCGUUCGCCAGUAGCAGCAGCAAUAGGUGCCGCCCUUGAGCCUCCGCCGCAACAUGACCACUUCGAAAUCAGCUUUGAGUCAAGUCUAAAGCAAAUGGACCGCAAGGCCGAGCGGCCUUCCAAGAUAACAGCAGCACGGAGACCCUCGACGAGCACAGCACAGCGUCUAGGGACACCAACUAGUGUAGGCAAUCGGGGCAUAGAAAUCAUAGAAACAGAGCCCGCGCCCUCAAGCAAAAGCCCAACCAUGGGACAGCUGGCAGCAAAGACUGCUCCGUCACCUGCGCGCACGGAUUCAUACGUAGUAAGACAGCCUCGUGUGCGUUUGAGACGCUCACCACAGCUGCAGAAAGCCAUACGCAUAGCACAGCAAAGCGACCAGAUUGUGACUGAAACACAAACCCAGGAGAAUAGGUCACAGGUGGAGUCGCUGCCACAGGCGCCUCGAGUGCGUCUGAGACGCACAUCCGAGCUGCUGGAGUCAACACGAACGUCACAGCAAGUCGAGCCGGACACGGAGCAUAUUGUGCCGGAAACACAACCAAAGGAGACGUCAGCUGCGCCGGCAACACCGCCAAGAUCAUCAGAAGCAGCUGCUGUUAGUUGUGGCAUACAAACCACUUGCAGUCCGGAUAAUAUUCGGGAUGAUACAAUGCUCGACGAGAGCGACGCUGAGAAUACGGAUAGUACAGCGCCGCUAAACUUGGCGCCACCCGGCGGCAACACAACCAGGCUGCAGCGACGGCGCAGGCAGUCAUCCUGCCAGGAGCCGACCAUGCAGCUGCUCGAUUUGCAUCGCACGCGCACAAAUCAUUUACCUAAGCAGAGCACACAGAAGACCGCACAGGUGGCACUCAAUAAGCCGCCGCGGCCGGCCAUCAACGGCGAACAGUUUGCCGAGGAACUGGCACGCAUGAGCAACUUUGAGAUACUUGAUUUGCGUAAACGCAAUUCAUUGGGCAAGAUCUAUCCGCAGAACGGGGAGCAGCAGCAGCAGCCGUCCAUCAUGGAGCAACAGCUGGCCUUGGAACAGAGCAUACAAAUGGAGAUAUUGCGGCGUAAUCUGUCUGGUCAGGGCGAAGGUUUGCCCAACAAAGUGACUACACCCAGUUUGGAGUUAAAUGCUUUGCCACCGCCAGCUGCAUCCUCUACUGGACUCAACAAAAGCGCAGCAAUGGGGCGUAGCUUAUCGAUGCAACAGUUCAAUACUUCUUCUCUUUUGAUGGAGCUGCCGCGACGCUCGCGCUCCAGACGCCGUGGCGCACCCGUGACCACUGAGCUCUUGAAUUAUUUGGAGCUCUCGCAAGCUAUUGAGAAACGCCUCAGGUCGCGCUCCAGGACGGACACUAAGCGUAGUCUUUACACCAAGGGCAACUCGGAUAUCGAGGACAAUCUGUCGCCGUUGCCGGCAAAGCAGCCAAAGCGCCUAAGCGACAGCUCCCUACAGAUCGCACCCGUACCGUCGCCACAUUCAAUCAUUGAGGAUAUACCCAUUGUGCCGCCGCCAUCAAUCUCCAUACGCUACUCGCGUCAGUCGCGCAGAUCGGUUCGCUUCAGCUCUAUCGAUGUUAACGAAGAGCCGCCAGAGGAAAAUCAGGUGCAGCUGGAGGUAAAUGCUGCACCAGAUCAAACACAAACCUCUCCAGUUGAGAUUGUCGAAGAAAUACUCAUUGUACCUUCUCCGCCAGCCCCCUUAAGAUACUCGCGUCAGUCGCGCAGCUCGGGGCGCUUCAGUUCUAUUGAUGUGAACGAAGAGCCGCCAAAGGAAACCCAGGUUCUGCAGGGGGCAGGUGCUGUCGAGGAAAUACUCAUUGUACCGUCUCCACCAGCCUCCUUAAGAUACUCGCGUCAGUCUCAGAGAUAUCUGCCGGAGCCACCAGAAGAAUUCAUGUGUUCGGAAGCGGAGGUGCAGCAAAGUCCAGAUGCAGCUACAGAAUUGGAGGAUGUACCCAUUAGGCCACCUUCUCCGGCUGCCAAACGAUGUUCGCGCAGGUCGGUGCGCCUUAAUUCUAUUGCUGUGGAUGCAGAGCUUCGGGGAGAACUCAAUUACGCGGAGGAGGAGCAGGCGGAGCAACUGACAGGAAGCUCUCAACCUAAGGUUAUUGAGGAUAUACAAAUUGUCCCGCCUGCGCCAGCCGCUAUUCGAUAUACGCGCCAGUCGCGCAGAUCUCUGCCACAGCCGUCUCAGGAGGAGCAGGAGCAGCAGCAGGAACAGGUAGAGCAAGGCACAGAUGCACAAGGCGCAGCUGCUGAGGAGGAGAAUUUAGUGUUGCCGGCACAGCUUAUCAAUAAUACAGAGGCGAGCAGCACGUGUAUGGAGGAGUUGCACAUGGAAACGCCAACACCACCAGCUGUACCAGAGGCAUCACACUUGGACCCAAUUCCGUUAGAUGAACAGCCGAGCACCAGUAGAGCUGCACGCGAUGCACUCCAGCUGUCGAUUCGCCAGGAAGAGAGCCAGAAGAGGAAUGAAUCAAAGGAUACAAGAAAACAGCAAAAGCCAAAGAAGCAAAAGAAGCCACCAGAAGAUGAUGCUCUGUUCAAGAAACCAUCUGCGCCUCCGUCCAGGAAAAAUCGAAAAAACCCAUUGGACAGCGCAUUGGAUAAGCUGCGCAUUACACUCGUCAACGAGACGUUGCCGGAGGACGCGAAUGCAACGAACGGAAACGAUGAAACAACUGGAGUUCGCAGAUCGAAGCGUGGCCAGGUUCCGCUGCGCAACACCUGGGUGCACACGGUCAGCAAUCCUUUUAAGUUUACUUUCUUUGAACGCUCGCUCUCCACCUUUCCCAAAUUCGCAAAGGAUAAGUCCAAGACGAGAUCAGCUCAGAAUCGCACCAAUUCGUUGAUUGUGAGACCGCCGCUCUGUAGCAGCACGCCGCGUGAUGACAGAGAGCCGGGAGCCACAGAAAGCAGUUCCGGGACGCUAAAGCGUAAGCGGCAUCAGCUGCAGGAGCCACUGGACGCGGGCAUAUCCCGGCUGCCCGAAAUAACCGAAGAAGAGGAUCAGCAAAUGGAGCCGGAGAGAUUAGAUGUUAGGCAAGGCAAACGCAAGGCAGCAACGAAAACGCGAGCCCGACAAAAAAAGAAUUCUCGAAUAUACUCUGACUCAGAUUCAGAAACAGAAUCAGAAGCAGAUCCAAUGCCACGCACAGAAAAAUUCUAUGCUGCAAACGAGCCAGAACCUGAGCCGAGAGCAGCGCCUGAUCUGCCUCCGGUGCCCAUACUUAAUGUGGCGCAAAACCAGCUCUUGCAAAUGACGGAUUGGCUACGUGGUGUUAGCGAUGCGGCGCCCGAAUCCACUGAGGAUGUGGCCAGCAUCGCGAGUGAAGAAGAGAACAAUUCAAUGCGCUUCACAUCGGCGGCCAACCUGGAGUUCUCGAAUUUGGACGGCGUUGAAUACAGCUUCUACGGAACGGAGGACAAGUGCGCCUUGGGCUACAUGCGCUUCCAGCCGCUGCAACAGCGUGGCAUGAAACGCAACAAGACCAAUACUUUGCGGUUUCUGGCGCUCUAUGGCGAGUUUGAAGUUGAGCUGGACAAUGGCUCGGCCGAGAUGCAGAGAUGCAUUUUGAAAACAGGCGAUUUGGUUGAGAUUAAAAUGGGCAGCCGCUUUAAUAUAACCAAUCGCUUGAAUGAGAUCAGCCUGCUGAUCGUGAAUCGCAAGUGAAUAGAUAGAUAAGCAGUUUAUGGCAUCUGAAUAUGCCACACCCACCGAUAGAUAAAACAAAAUCUGCACAUACAAUGUAUGUAUAUAUUUCUUUGUUUUUUCCUUCGACUUUUGAAUAGUUUUAAAUCUUUU